AAAUUAGGUUUUUUUGUACCUCGAACUGCUUCUACAGCUUAUAUUGAUGGCAAAGUGAUUUCCGGAGUUUUCAGUGCCCCCUACAGCUUAUUUUGAUGCAACAGUAAACUCCGGAGUUUUCAAGGUCAUCGGGGUCCUUCUUUACAACCAAUCAAGAGUCAAGUCGAUCAGCUGCAACACCAGGAGAAUUAUGAAGGAACUUACUAGAUGAUCAUGAAUUCAAAGGACAAAGCUUUUCAAACAAAGCAAGAAGGAGAUGUCAAUGAUAGCAAGUUCUCCAAAAGCGCAUCUACUUCAAGACCAUGGGCAGGCUUUAGAAAUCCAAGAAUAGUACGUGUUUCGCGUUCUUUUGGGGGAAAAGAUAGGCAUAGCAAAGUGUGCACCGUAAGGGGACUGAGAGAUAGGAGGAUUAGACUUUCAGUGCCCACUGCAAUUCAGUUGUACGAUCUUCAGGAUAGACUUGGGCUCAGCCAACCUAGCAAGGUCGUAGAUUGGUUGAUUGAUGCCACUAAAAGUGAGAUUGACAAACUUCCACCACUGCAAAUACAAGCAGGAAGCUUCAGUCAAUUCCAUCAGGCAAUUGCACUUUCUCAGCACUCAUCGGCAACUUCAUCAAAUCUGCCCCACUUCUUCUGUGCAAAUCCAUCGUAUAUGAAAGAUGUAGGAGCUCCAAGUUUCCUCUCUAACAAGCAGGGGCUAAAGAUUAAUGACCAUAUUCAUGGAAAUAGUCAAACUAUUUUGGAUAGAUCAAGAUGUUGGAAUCCAGAUGUUGCAGUGAAUCGCAAGGAAGCUGAAAAAGAAGCUGCUGUAGGAAAAGACAAGUGGAUUGCAUCAAAUGAGCAGGAGGGUAUGGAGGGUUAUGCUGCUCAGCUCACAGCUCAAAACUUCUUCCCGGUAGCCAAUCAAUCUUCUUUUCCAAGCUUGUUACCCAAUCCGUUGCCAUACAAUCCUUAUUACCAGUGGGAGGCUUCAAACUUGUCUCUAUCUCAAUUAGGAGGCCACUCCAAUAUUCCAAUGCAACCUGAAGACUCUCAAAGUCAUAAUGCCUUAUCUCUGGGAUCUUCAAUGGCUCUCCCGUCUGGUUCUCAGCUGUAUUUCUGUCCUUCUGCAGCAACAAUUCCUACGAUUCUUCCUUCAUUGCCUCCAUUUAUGACUGCUUCUGUAGAGAGUGAUCCCAGACAAAGCAAUCACUUCCAAUUCUUGAGCUCAAGUACACAGCAGGUUCAAGCAAAUUCUCUGAUGCCUACUCUUCAUCUGAUCAGUUCACCCUUGAAAUCCCUUACGCUGAAUAGUAAUCCCAAGAUUCUACAUUUACAAGAGAACAGCGAAAACCAUCCAAACAAAGGAGACAGUGGUUCUUGAAUGAAUUGGAGGGCAUUUGAACUUAUACCAUCGAAAUAUUUAAACCAAAGUUCCAUAGUUCAAAGUUUUAUAAGCUGAAUUAUUACUUAAAACUGCAUUAAGUUGUCUUGGUGGUCUAAAUGGUGUACAUUUUUGAAAGUUGACAUCAGGCUUUACGACCAAGAGAAUUUACAUUAUAUUAGAGCUUUUUGUGGACAAUGCCAAGAUUUCAAGGAAAGACAGAUAAGGCAUCGAUGGCAUGGAUUACAUGGUAAGUAUAUAGUUUGGCGAGUAACAAUAUGCACAGCACAACUUUAUACAUAUAUGUCUUGUAAGUUUAUGCCAUUUAUCUGCAAUAGAAUCAUUUUAGAGUUUUUUUUUAAGA
Molecule: messenger RNA, 1726 nt
Organism: Coffea eugenioides
Lineage: Eukaryota; Viridiplantae; Streptophyta; Magnoliopsida; Gentianales; Rubiaceae
Product: transcription factor TCP5
Exons: 2
Coding region: 208-1362 (384 amino acids)
Cellular component (GO): nucleus
Molecular function (GO): sequence-specific DNA binding; DNA-binding transcription factor activity
Source: RefSeq, a predicted model, not a curated record